Boleophthalmus pectinirostris (great blue-spotted mudskipper) is the source of this 7226-nucleotide messenger RNA. RefSeq names its product mitogen-activated protein kinase kinase kinase 15 (gene map3k15). Gene Ontology annotation, molecular function: ATP binding; MAP kinase kinase kinase activity. Gene Ontology annotation, biological process: protein phosphorylation; cellular response to stress; MAPK cascade. NCBI's taxonomy places the organism in Eukaryota, Metazoa, Chordata, Actinopteri, Gobiiformes, Gobiidae. The record is from RefSeq and is a predicted model, not a curated record.
GGAGCAGACCGGCCGUGCGAGCUUGCAACGAGCAUGGAUCCCGUGCAGAACUCGCAGGUAUCGGACAUGACAGGGGAGCACAACGCGGGACCAUGCGCCGUGGACCGGGCCGACGUGUCCAGCCCGUGUCCCGCGAUGGCCAAGCAGCGGUCCUUACGCGUGGUUUACGUCCUCAACGAUGGGAUGAAGUCGGCGAUGGCGAUCAGUCCCGAGUCCGGAGCGCUGCAGUGUCUCCAGCGGGCGUGCGACGCGGAGAGUGCCCUGCUCACCACGGUCGCGUUUGGGAGACUGGAUUUUGGAGAGACGUCAGUGCUUGAUAGUUUCUACGACGCAGACAUAGCGGUGGUGGACAUGAGUGACGUGUUUCGGCAGCCCUCCCUGUUCUAUCACCUGGGAGUGAGGGAAAGCUUCGACAUGGCCAAUAAUGUCAUUUUAUACCACGACACAGACCCCGAUACUGCACAGUCUCUAAAGGACAUGGUGGCUCAGAAGAACACAGCCUCCAGCGGUAACUACUACUUCAUCCCGUACAUAGUGACCCCGAACCACGAGUACAUGUGCUGUGAGAGCGACGCACAACGCAGGGCAAGUGAAUACAUGCAGCCCAACUGGGACAACCUGCUGGGGCCCCUGUGUGACCCCCUCAUCGACCGCUUCACCAGUCUGCUCAAGGAUAUACACGUUACUUCAUGUGCUUCCUUCAAAGACACUCUGCUGAACGACAUCCGAAAGGCGAGAGAGAAGUACCAGGGCGAGGAGCUGGCCAAAGAACUGUCCCGAAUCAAACUGAGAAUCGACAACACUGAGGUCCUCACACAGGACAUCGUCAUGAACCUGCUCUUCUCCUACAGAGACAUACAGGACUAUGAUGCCAUGGUGAAGCUUGUUCAGACUCUGGAGAUGUUGCCAACUUGUGAUUUAGCAACGCAGCCAAUGAUUCAGUUCCACUAUGCAUUUGCACUAAACAGGAGGAACAGCCCGGGGGACAGGGAGCAGGCUCUCAGGGUGAUGCUUCAGGUGCUUCAGUCGUGUGAACAUCCAGCCCCGGACAUGUUCUGUCUCUGUGGGAGAAUCUACAAAGAUAUUUUCCUCGACUCGGACUGUAAAGACACGAAGAACAGGGACAACGCCAUACAGUGGUACAGGAAAGGUUUUGAGCUGCAGCCAACUCUGUAUUCUGGGAUCAAUCUGACGGUGUUACUUAUUGUUGCUGGACAUCAAUUUGAAAACUCCAUGGAACUGAGGAAAAUUGGUGUAAGGUUGAACAGUCUGCUCGGGCGUAAAGGCUCUUUGGAGAAAAUGAAUAAUUACUGGGACGUUGGUCAGUUUUUCACAGUUAGCAUGCUUGCUCACGAUGUUCCCAAAGCCACACAAGCUGCUGAGAAACUCUUUAAACUCAAGCCUCCCAUUUGGUAUUUGAAAUCUGUGGUACAAAACCUGCAGCUGAUCCAACGAUUCAAAAAACAGUCUAUUGAACAUUCCCCGUUGAGAGAGAGACUCAACUUCUGGAUGGACAUCAUUGUAGAAGCCACUCAAGGCACGACCAACCGCCUCCGAUUUCCAGUAUUAAUACUGGAGCCCACCAAAGUUUACCAGCCUUCGUAUGUUUCUAUUAACAAUGAAGCUGAGGAGAAGAAUGUGUCUAUAUGGCAUGUGUCUCCAGCCGAAACGAAGGGGAUACAUGAGUGGAACUUCACUGCACAGUCCAUUAAAGGAAUCAGUAUCAGUAAGUUCGAUGAGCGCUGCUGCUUCCUGUACGUCCACGAUAACUCCGAUGACUUCCAGAUCUACUACUCGACGGAGGAGCAGUGCGGUCGAUUCUGCACUAUGGUCAAAGAGAUGAUUUCUGAUGGCACUGGCAACGCUGUCGAACUGGAGGGAGAACUGGAUGGCGAUACACUUGAAUACGAGUAUGACACUAAUGAGAAUGGGGACAGAGUGGUUUUGGGCAGAGGCACGUAUGGAGUGGUGUACGCCGGGAGAGACCUCAGUAACCAGGUCCGAAUCGCCAUCAAGGAAAUCCCAGAGAGAGACAGCAGGUACUCCCAGCCUCUUCACGAGGAGAUUGCCCUGCACAAGUAUCUGAAACACAGGAACAUCGUCCAGUAUUUGGGAUCUGUCUCUGAGGACGGAUACAUCAAGAUCUUCAUGGAGCAAGUGCCUGGAGGAAGUCUGUCUGCUUUACUCACCUCCAAAUGGGGUCCACUGAAGGAGGCCACUAUUAUCUUCUACACCAGACAGAUCCUGGAGGGGCUCAGAUACCUGCACGAAAACCAGAUCGUGCACAGAGAUAUCAAGGGUGACAAUGUCCUGGUGAACACUUACAGUGGUGUCUUGAAGAUCUCAGAUUUUGGGACCUCCAAACGUCUGGCUGGAGUCAACCCCUGCACAGAAACAUUCACUGGUACGCUGCAGUACAUGGCCCCUGAAAUCAUAGAUAAGGGCCCUCGUGGUUAUGGGGCCCCGGCGGACAUCUGGUCUCUGGGCUGCACCGUCAUAGAGAUGGCCACUGGGAAACCUCCUUUUCACGAACUGGGAGAACCACAAGCCGCCAUGUUUAAGGUUGGUAUGUUCAAAAUCCACCCAGAGAUCCCCGAGUCUCUGUCUCUGGAGGCCAAGUCCUUCAUCCUUCGCUGCUUCGAGCCCGACCCAAACAAGAGAGCUCUCGCCGUGGACCUGCUCAGAGACACGUUUGUGAGAAUGAACGCCAAAGGGAAGAAGAGCAAGAUCGCCUACAAACCCUCAGACUACAUCCACAGUGUGUCUUUACCAGUGCAGUUACAGUUAGAGGCCUCCGGGGGCAGCAGCUCUGAGCACGGCUCCGUCAGUCCGGACUGUGACUCCGAAACUGACGUGUUUUUUCAGAAGAAGAAAGACUCGGGGUCUGAAAACCUGCUCAAACCCACCAACUCCAACUACCUCAGUGUUCCUGAUGAGGGCUCUUCGUCAGAGGACCGCAGUAUCCCCCCCUCCCCCGAGGACAGAGACGGGGGGCUGUUUCUGCUGAAAAAAGACAGUGAGAGACGAGCCAUCCUCUACAAAGUCCUCAACGACGAUCAGGACAAAGUCAUCUCCAACCUCAAGGAGAACCACAUACAGGGCAGUGAGGAGCUGCAGCUGUCUGUGGACCACAUAAAGCAGAUCAUCUGUAUCCUCAGAGACUUCAUUCAUUCCCCCGAGAGGAGAGUCAUGGCCGCCACCAUCUCCAAACUCAAACUGGACCUCGACUUUGACUCCACCUCCAUCAACCAGAUACAACUCGUGCUCUUCGGCUUCCAGGACUCAGUAAAUAAAGUGUUGAGGAAUCACCACAUCAAACCUCACUGGAUGUUUGCAAUGGACAACAUUAUCCGCAGAGCUGUGCAGGCGGCGAUCACCAUCCUCAUACCAGAGCUGCAGACCCACUUUGGCCCGGCGUCCGAGUGUGAGGGGGCAGAGAAGGACGAUGAGGUGGAUGAAGAGGAGGGGGAGUACGCUCACGUUUUGGCCUCAGCUCACGAAGACUCAGUGACCACCACAGACCCCUCGUCCUCCGCCGUGAGCACGCUGCACUCAGGACAGUCCCAAGAACAUCAACGCACCCACCACCAGCUCAACGCACAGCUGGGACGCCUCAAACAGGAGACCAACAGGCUGCUGGAGGAGCUUCUUCAGAGGGAGAGGGAGUACCAGCAGGUCCUGAAGGCCACACUGCAACAGAGAGCCCACGACCUGGAGCUGGUCAGAGUACGACACAGGCCCCCAGACAUCACCCCACCCUCCAUUUUCCACAUCCCAGCCGAUUUUGAACCGGACAAGGAGCUCACCGACUGGCUGAAGGAGCAGGGGGCGGAUCCCGACACUAUAGACAAGUUUGUGCUCGAAGAAUACACACUGGCUGAUAUACUCAAUGACAUCACCAGAGACGAUCUCCGCUGUCUACAUCUACGGGGCGGAGUUCUUUGUCGUAUUUGGAGGGCGAUCCAGCGGCACAGAGAGAGGCAGAGGCUGAAGAGCCCCAAGAAAGAUGCAUGAUGGGAAAAAAAUGGACCCUUCAAAAACACGCACACGUCCACACACUGCCAGCUGAGCAUUAUUUACCUUACUCUAGUUUAUUGGUAGUUUAUGGUCUGUUUUUCUUUUCUUAGCAUUUCUAUGUAAAAUCUGUAAAGUGGCCUGGUUAGCUGAACUACUUUCUCAUUGUGUUCUAGCCAGAGGUUUCAGGCUGAUGCAAAAUCUACACCGUUGCCAUAGCGAUUAAUAAUUCAAAACUAAACAUUACAUCUCCUCAAAAUGGUACCUGUAUCAAGUGGAAGUUUUUUCCAGUUCUGUUUUAUUUACAAUUUGUCCUACUUUAAAAAUUAUACACCACCAAAAUUAUUAAUAGUUAUGAAAUAGAUAAAAAAAAUUGGAAAAAUACAUUAAAAAAAAGAAAGAAAGAAAAGAAAAAGUUCCCAUUCCAAGAAAAAUUUAGAAAAAUACAACCUUCCUAAAUAAAAAUAAAUAAAUAAAUAUAGGUGCAUUUCUGAGUGUAUGUUAUGUGUCAAUAUGAAAUUACAUUAAAGGUGCAUAAUGUAACUUUUCUGGUGUAGGGUUCGUCAAAUGCUUAUCUCCAUGGUGAUGUUCUUGCUUCAAUCAGUCAAUUCAAUUAAAUUUUUUCCACAAUUUUAAAUUAUAAUCUCACAAGGCACACAUUUAUAAAUAUAUAUAAAUAUCAGCUUUUUCAGGUAAAUGUCACAGUAUGGUAUUAAACCUUUCUAUCUACAGGUUACAGGUCAGAUCUGUGGAGAGGCGAUGCCGCUCACAGUCAGAAUGCCUGUCUUUUUUAGGUGUUUCUGAGCCAUGAGACCAUCUGUAAUUUAAUAAAUGUAAAGUAGAGAUAUUUAAUGUCAUACUGUGGGACAUAUCCAAAGAAACAAGCAGGUAAUGGGGUCCUAACCAAAAAGUUACAUAGUGCACCUUUAAAAUAAACCAAUACCAGACAACUCCCGUAGAUUCCAAUUGAAAGCUGACCAGUUAACCAGGCAACAUGUCUGAGUGCCUUCACUGAUCUCUCCUCUGCAUCGAACAGAUUAGACCAAAAGAGUUUAAGUCCAGGCACAACAUGUUUUUUUUCUAUUUCUGUUUGUGAAGGAAAAAAAUUGUGUUAUAUUUUGUAUUGUUAUCGUGCUUUUAUGAGGUUGACUGCACACACAGAACGUAGUGAGUGUAGCGUUCAGCUCCAGUUAAAUGAAGCUCACCAGGCCAGCAGGUAUAAAAGCGAGGGCCUGUUUACAUGAGAACGCUUAAAAACGACAAAAUAUUUUAUCAGAAGUGCCUUUUGUUUAAACGGUGACAGCAUUUUUGGAGCUUAAAAAUGCAAAAAUCUGAAACCACCCUCCAGACUGGAAAAGUCGAAUACACUCCGCCGUAGCGUUUACGUCUACACUGCCCAAGAUGCAAAACUCUGUUCAGAUCUGCGCGUUUAUGCGUUUACGUCACAUACAUACAGUACACAGAAACAAACAGGUCGGAUGGCAUGCAUACUCAAUCGAAUUCCCCACACUUUUGCGUCUCCGUAUGCACGCAGAUUUCCUCCCAAAAACGCUCAUCUAAACACGGAAUAAAAAGUGAAGACGUGACGCCACUUUUGCAUAUUUUGUUCAGACCGUCAUCAUAUAAACAUAUCCUAAAUUUGGAGCAGAGCAAAUUAGGAAUAGGACUGUAUUUACUCACAGAAUAGCAAAAAUCACCAGGAUCACGAACAUAUGAACAUUUUAAGACCAAAGUGAUGAGGCUGACAGCAGCAGUUAGAGAAAAGGAAACUUCUCACUUAUUUGGAACCAAGCGGCAUGUUAGCUGUGUCCAUUUAUAUAUACAGUCUAUGAUUGCACUUGAGCAAUGUAUCUCCAAAAAAAUAUUCUGUCAUUUAUUCAAUAUUCUUUUGCACAACAUCAGUCAAUUUCUGUAUGUGGGCAGAUCAGUCUUAGCGUGAUUCAUCAGCCGGUUUUACUUCGUGGAAACCGUAUGACCUCACAGCAUUAGGGUUUGUUCGCUUGACGGUAGGCAGGUACUUUUUUUCAUUUCACCAAUCGCUGCUAUUUAGUCGUGAAGUUAACGGGGGCUAACUGGUAUAUUAAGCUUUUCUCAAAUCCCAUAGGAAGAAGGACAAUAACGUCUUUCCCCUUGAUAAAAUUCACCAAACAUUCUCUUCGUUACGGCUUUAAAUCCUCGAUCUCGGGAAUCGUUGCCAACGCAAAAUAUAUGGCUCUUCACUGACUGGCUGGUGCCUGAACUCACAGCGUUUUGUGAAUCAUCUAGUGUAUUCUGAUUCCUCACCUAGUUGCUGGAGAGAAGUGAAACUGAGCAGAAGAACUGGGUGGCCACCAGCCUGGCUAGAUCGAUCUAUCACUAUUACUCAAAAUAUCAUAGUAUCACUGUUAUGAAAAGUACUAUCACUAUUGCAUACUUAUACUUGACCUAAUAAUCCAGACUAAUUUACGUUAUGUUCGUUAUGUUUGUUUAUGAUAUAAAACUACACUAGGCUAAUGUUACACUCACUAUGAAAUAUAUUCAAUUUCUAUCAGCCACCACAUGUACUUUUGACAAAUACAUAAAAACUGUGGUUAUUAUUUAAAAUAUAUAUAUUGCUUUAAUUGGAAAUCUAACUUCUAUUUUAAAAAGUGCAGUAAUAUGAUGAGGGGCAAAACAGGCUCCAACAACAACAAUGGAGCACUUCCUGUAUUACCACAUGACAGUGUAUUUUCAGUUUGAGAAAAGAAUUCAGCCCAAAUAUGCAGGGUUUGUUGUGUUACACAUGUGUGAAUGAGACAAAACACAACUCCUGGUAUGUUUGUGAUGAGGAACAUAGAUCAGAAAAUAGAUUAAUCUAGGCCCUUUCACUUUUAAUGUUUUCUAAUAGCUAUAGUCUUUAUCUUAUUGCCCAAAAUGGUUUUAUAUGAAUUAUGGUGUUAUCUUUGCCUUGUCAAACAUUCAAAAAAGUCUAUCUUCCUUCAACAAUUAUGAAUACAGAACUUUCCAUUUCUAUUUUCAGCUCUUUGUGCCUUCCUGGAUAAACAUGCAAUCCUUAAAACUGCCUUGUUUGCAUCUUAUUUAUUUAUAAUUAUGUAAAUGUGCUUAUGCUACCAAAAUCUUUCCUUAAUCGUUUAAAUGUUCACUUUUUUCUAUUCAAAUUGUUUAUGUUAAAAUGUGCCUUGUGCUUCAAUGAAUGCUUAAGAAGUGCAAUAAAUAUUAAAGUUACUCACCGA